This is a messenger RNA of Galdieria sulphuraria, 1275 nucleotides long. Its product is annotated as cyclin-dependent serine/threonine protein kinase. The record is from RefSeq and is a predicted model, not a curated record. The transcript has a single exon. Lineage: Eukaryota; Rhodophyta; Bangiophyceae; Galdieriales; Galdieriaceae. Gene Ontology annotation, biological process: regulation of mitotic cell cycle; protein phosphorylation. Gene Ontology annotation, cellular component: nucleus. The coding region runs from base 24 to 1229 and encodes 401 amino acids. Gene Ontology annotation, molecular function: ATP binding; cyclin-dependent protein serine/threonine kinase activity.
GAAUUGGAUGGUUGGGUUGGUUGAUGGACGGGAAAUGCAAAAGGUGCAUUGUGAUGGACUCAAAAUGUAUACAUAAAAGACCAAGAGAAAACCAAAAGGAACGAGAGCAAACUAAUGUGAAUGGAAAAGAACACAGCAAGAAAGAAGAUGCAUCCAACGAACAACUUUUAUAUGACGAGAGGAAUAAUGACGAAAGCCAUAGAGUCUUGCAAAAUUCCUCGACUCUAGUAAAACACCUUCCGGUUUUAACAGGUUGUAGAAGUGUGGAUAACUAUGAAAGACUUAACUUUAUAGAAGAGGGGACUUAUGGACGUGUUUUUCGAGGAAGAGAUAUUCACACCAAUGAAAUAUAUGCACUGAAAGAAAUCAAACUGGAUAACGAAGUUGAAGGCUUUCCUUUGACAUCACUCCGAGAAGUUAGCAUCUUGGUUUCAUUAAGGCAUCCCAAUGUCAUUCAUGUGAGAGAAGUUGUUGUCGGAAGCAACCUAAACAAGAUUUAUUUGGUGAUGGAAUAUGCACAACACGAUAUGAAGAAUGUUUUGGAUAACAUGAGACACCCAUUUUCUCAAGCAGAAGUGAAGAGUUUACUUCGACAACUGCUUUCUGGAGUAGCUUAUUUACACGAUAACUGGGUUCUGCACAGGGAUUUAAAGACUUCCAACCUCUUAUUAAACAACGAAGGCAUACUGAAGAUUUGUGAUUUUGGUUUGGCUAGACUCUAUAGUGACCCUCUUAAGCCAUACACACAACCUGUCGUUACGCUUUGGUAUAGAGCACCCGAACUAUUACUAGGCGCAAAGACAUAUACUCCAGCAGUGGAUAUUUGGAGUGUUGGUUGCAUUUUUGCUGAAUGGCUAACAAGAGAAGCUCUCUUUCCGGGUUGUACUGAAAUAGAUCAACUUUCACGGAUUUGGAAAUGUUUAGGAACACCUAACGAAGAAAUAUGGCCUGGCUUAUCCGAGCUUCCACAUGCUAGCAAGAUAAAGUUUGUCAAACAGCCUUACAACUAUCUGCGUCAACGUUUUGAUAAUACUAUUUACGGAGGUCAAACUUCAGUGACCAAUUUAGGUUUGGAUUUGAUGAAUAAGCUUCUCACAUAUGACCCCGCAAAGAGAAUACAAGCUCAGGAUGCUCUUAAUCAUCCCUAUUUUGAAGAGAUUCCAAAGCCAGUAGACCCUUCUUUGAUGCAAACUUUUCCAGAAACUCAUGUCAAUAUGACUAGCUAUUAAUGAAUUGACUUGUAGGAAACUUUGCGGUUUUGCAAGUGUAUUUAUA